UUUUGUUUAUUGCAACGUUUAUGGGGAAAAAGGUUCCACAAUCCAUUCAUCUUCUUCAGUUUUCCCUGCCCGUCGACACUCUGUGAAAUCCGUGUAUGGAUCAUCAUUCUUCAUAACUUCAAGACCAUAAUCGUCUGAGUAAGCUGCGAUAGUCGUUCGAGCUUUUUACUUAAAUCACUUUAAAAACAAAAUGUUGUUCCUGCGAAAACAACUCUGUUCGUUGGGAUGUUCUGUUGCGAAGCAGUUAAGCACGAAUAAUACGUACAAUAUCCCCACCACGAAUUUAUUUCUUAUCAACCGUAGUAAUAAAGUUAAUUUAUAUGGACACAGUUGUAAAAUGACUAGCAUCAGCAAUUUAAAGGGAAAUUGUGAUCUGGAAUGCACUGCUGGAACAAUGAAUGAUGUCAAACAGAUAAUCAUUAAAAAGUUGGGAAUAGAGGUAGGAUAUACACCGUUUGUGAGUACUCGCGAACAUCUGGCUAAGUAUGCACCAACAUCAAUGGAUCAGUUACCGCCAAGAUCGAUGCAGGAUUCUUUCACUUCCGCUAUAAUUCCGCUAACGGAAGAUAAAAUAUUAAAGGAUAAAUACGUUGGCUUCAUGGGUAAUAUUCGAUUGGGUCGUCUGAUGGAGGACAUGGAUAUGUUUGCUGUAUGGGUUGUUCACAAACAUGUGCUAGUGCCCGAUCUUCCCGAAGGAGCUGCUCUACCAUACACAUUCGUUACGGUUCUGGUGGAUAAAGUGGAUUUUAGCGAUUUGGUGCCGACGCACGAAGCGGACAUUCGUCUGUCGGGACACGUAAGUUGGGUAGGACGAACUUCGGUGGAAAUUGUGGUUUGGAUGGAACAGAAAUUACACGGACAAUGGCGAAAACUGACCCGGGCUCUGUUCCUGAUGGCAGCUAGAGAUGCCACCAACACAAAAGCGGCUCUUAUCAAUCCUCUUGUUCCGGCGAACGAAGAAGAAAAACUAAUAUUCGAUGGAGGCGAAUCUCGCAAAAGAAGGAGAAUUCAGUCACAAAAGGAAGAUCUUCUCAAGACAGAACCGAAUGAUUUCGAGCAAGGUUUGGUACAUGAUCUGUUCGUGAAAUCCAUCGACACAAAGAGUCGGGCUUUCAACAAACGUAUUUUGCCGCCAGGCUAUAUUUGGAUGGAAGAUGCAACAAUGGCAAACAUAGUAUUCUCUCAUCCAGAGGAUCGUAAUGCACACAACAAAGUGUUCGGUGGCUUUUUGAUGCGUAACGCGUUGGAACUCAGCUGGGCUUUGGCAUACAAUUUUGCUAAACGUCGGCCAAAGUUGGAACACAUUUCUGAUAUUAGUUUUCAUCAUCCCGUUGAUGUUUCUUCUAUGCUGAAUAUGCAGGCCCAUGUUAUCUACACUGAUCUACAUUACAUGGAGAUUGUUGUCCUGGCCGAUGUGUACGAUGCGGUGACUGGGCAACAAACGACCACAAAUAGCUUUUACUAUACAUAUUCUGUUGCCGAAAGGUUACCCAGCAUAAUGCCCAAAACAUAUCACGAAGCAAUGUACUACUUGGAUGGGCGGCGCAAGUUCCGUUAUUCUAUGGGAAUUGAUAAACCACAGAAUACUCAAGAUGCAGCACCAGACAGGAGCAACCUGUAGGCUAAACAUAAAUUCAAAUAAUGGAUAUUAUCUCAACUCGAGCAAUACAGGCAGUUUAAUGUGUACUAACA
This is a messenger RNA of Toxorhynchites rutilus septentrionalis, 1692 nucleotides long. Its product is annotated as acyl-coenzyme A thioesterase 9, mitochondrial-like. The coding region runs from base 191 to 1621 and encodes 476 amino acids. The transcript is spliced from 5 exons. Gene Ontology annotation, molecular function: fatty acyl-CoA hydrolase activity. Gene Ontology annotation, biological process: acyl-CoA metabolic process. The record is from RefSeq and is a predicted model, not a curated record. NCBI's taxonomy places the organism in Eukaryota, Metazoa, Arthropoda, Insecta, Diptera, Culicidae. Gene Ontology annotation, cellular component: mitochondrion.